AGGGGACGGGAAACUGGACGCUGUGUGAUUGGCUGCUAUCGGUUGACGUCACCUCCGCUUUGACGCGAUGCACCCAUUCACAAAAAAAAGGAAAAAAGAGAAACAAUCCACACUGGAAGAGGGAGAGGGAGAAAGAAAGAGGUGACCGGACUGCGCGCGAGGAGUAGUGCGUUUACAAUGCGCGGAUAGAGGGAAUCCACCGCAGGAUCCGAAGUUUGGAGGGCGGUGCGGCCACACAGCGACAGAGACAGACAGAGGAAAUAACCGACCGUGAAGCCUACACACGCAGCCUGAAAACGAGGUGCUAUGGAGGACCUACGCGAGAUGGACUGCCCGGUGGUGAAGCGGUUCUUAAAGGACGACAGCGCUAAGUGCCUGCUGCUGGACUGCCGCUCCUUCCUCGCCUUCAACGCGGGACACAUCCGCGGAGCCGUCAACGCCCGCUGUAACACCAUCGUCCGCCGCAGGGCCAAGGGCUCCGUGCUCAGCCUGGACCAGAUACUGGCCGGGGACGAGGAGGUCCGUGGGCGCCUCCGCUCCGGGAUGUACUCCGCCGUGGUGCUGUACGACGAGAGGACGCCGGACUCCGAUACGGUGAAGGAGGACAGUACACUGACUCUGGUUCUCAACGCAGUGUGCAGUGACUCCUCCGGCACACAUAUAUACCUGCUCAAAGGUGGAUACGACAGGUUUUUCUCAGAGUACCCAGAGUUUUGUAUAAAGACCAAAUCCUUACCGACCCUCACCAGCCAGUCCAGCAUCGACUCUGCCUGCUCGUCGUGUGGGACGCCGCACCACGACCAGGGUGGCCCAGUUGAGAUCCUCCCGUUCCUCUACCUUGGCAGCGCCCUUCACGCCUCAAAGAAGGAGGUUUUGGACGCCAUAGGAAUCUCCGCCUUGCUGAACGUGUCCGCCGACUGUCCCAACCACUUCGAGGGGGCGUACCAGUACAAAUGUAUUCCCGUGGAGGACAACCAUAAAGAGGACAUCAGCUGUUGGUUCCUGGAGGCUAUUGAGUUCAUAGAUUCAGUACGGGACUCCAAUGGGCGAGUUCUCGUCCACUGUCAAGCGGGCAUCUCCCGCUCCGCCACCAUCUGCCUGGCCUACCUGAUGAAGAGGAAGCGAGUUCGUUUGGACGAAGCCUUCGAGUUUGUGCGCCGGCGUCGCAGCAUCAUCUCCCCCAACUUCAGCUUCAUGGGCCAGCUGCUUCAGUUCGAGUCGCAGCUCCUUGCAACCUCGUGCGGCGCCGAAGCAGCCGCCACGGCGAGCCCGCUGCUCGGACCCAAGUCCUCAACGACGACCACGGCCACGUCGGCCACGCCCACCUCUCCAUUCAUUUUCAACUUCCCCGUGUCUGUGGUGAACCCCGCAUACCUGCAUCACAGCCCGAUCACGACCUCCCCCGGCUGCUGAUGGAUAGCCAAUCGCAGCCUUUCCCCAAAUGACUAACUCAGAACAGACUGGGCUGCCAUUGGCUGGAAGAGCUGUCAGUCUUAAUGGCCGCUGCAGUAUGUACACUUCCGGGGCAGGGGGGUGAGAAGCGACACGGUGCCUGAUUCAAAACUCAAAAGACUGAAACAAAACUUUUUACAGUUACAGAAACCAGCCAACGCUCCUUACAUUUUAACACAAGGUUUCUUCAAAUUGACCAAAAAUGAACUGGCUUUCAAAACUCGAGUGUUGGACUGAUGUUUACUGAACACACACCCUCCACCUUGAACAACAACAACAUGCACAGGGGCACACUGACAAGAGCAGCAGCAAACACUCUUUUGCUCUGCCUCACACACACACACACACACACACACACACACACACACACACACACACACACACACACACACACACACACACACACACACAUGCACACGCACACAUUCAUGACUACCAACUGAAUAAGCUCAGUAUGAAGACAGUGUCUGUUGCUAUGGAGACGACAGGUCUUUAGGAGAGGAGAUGGACACAGGAAGGAAGGAGGAAUUUUAAGCACCCGCUCUUUCCCCUUUGGGUGUCCCUCCUGUUGCCAGACAAAAGAGAUGGAUGGAAAAAAGAGGGGAGGAGACAGUGAUAGAAAGCAGGAGCCUCUUCCGUGACAGGUGCUCCGACCGGAGCUUCCUGUCUUUCAUACGUCCUCUUCCUCUCUCUGUCUCCCCCCCCCCACACCUUCCUCUCCUCUCAUCCCCCCCCCCUUUCAUCCUUUUUUAUUCCUUCCUUCCUCUCAUCUCUGCCUCUCAUCUUCACCCCGUCCGCCUCCUCUGCUCCUCAUCUCCUCACUGAAGAGGCUAAAUAAAAAAAAUAAGAUGCCAAAUAAAGGCCAGGGCCCUUGUAAAUGGAUUGGCAAACCCAACUGCAGGCCCCUGAUACACAUUGAAGUAGACCACUUCUACUACAUUACAAAUAAGUUGUUUUGGACGAAAGGGCUGAAAGACAAAAGCUGUAACAGAAUGACGUCGUCACAACAUUUCUGUGGUGAUUUUCCUUUUAGAUUAGAGGGCAGAUUUUGGAGACAGCUACUUAAAGUACCAUUCUGCUGGUUUUGUUUGGUUUAACACAUAAAUAAUUUACUCCUUACUGUUAGCCAUUUUCCAAAACGCAUAACUUUUAGCCUUUUUUUCAGUUAUUUUGUGCAAGUUUAUUUUCAUAGCAAAAGAGCUGAAAACAUCGGCUCCUAUAGGAUGCUUUGAAAAAAUGUAUUUUCUUUUAGUUAAUGGGCUAAAAUGUGCAUCACCAGCGAAUGAUGCUUUUCUUUGAAGAUGUUUGUGCCUUGUUCAUAAAGGUGCAGUACAGACUCUUAUUCCAUUUAUUUAAUCUGUUUAAUGUCUAAAUAGCAAUAGCUUCUCUCUUCAUGUCUCACACUCACAGAUGGACACAAACAUAAUGUACUGUAUUUGAGUGAGUCCAUAUUUGACAUUGUACUAACAGUGAAUUCAACCUUUUGAAAUAGAAAUUGUUCAGGAUGGCAAAACUUAAAAAAAAAAAGAAUAUUCACAGCAGUGUUUUCAAAAGCUACGAAGACAAAUGCCCAUAACCAUGAAUAGACACUUAUACGUUAACAUAAAAUAAUGAGAAUUUAAUCAUGACAAUUAGACAGAAAUUGAAUUUGUGAAGUGUGCUUCGACAUCUUAAAUAUGGGUGAAUUUGAGACAUUUUAGAGAAUUGUUUUUUAUCCUGGUGGCUAUAUAUUUUCAAAGACAGGUCAUUCCAACAUGAGUGUUUUACACUCAUCUUACCAAACAUCAGGGACCCUCAGUGUUGUUCCUUGUGAGGGGAAUCCAGGUUAAAACACAAUCACUGAUGGAUUUCACUUUAUAACUCCAUACUGAAAGAAAAGAGUGAUGGCGGGGAAAACACUUUGGGCUUUCAGACCAUAAUCCAAAAACAGGAAGUUGAUCUUUUAUAAUUCAGUUGCAAUACUGUACUUACAAUCCACUCAAGGACAAUAGCAGUGACUUUGUAGGGCAUCAUGUCAUAUUUUCACAAUGUCACUAUUUGAGACAAUGUUUGUAUUGCUUCUGCUUUUGACUAGGCUAAGCUUUACACUCUGUGCUAGACAUCCAAAGGCACAAAGUCCAACCAUGGUUGCUUUUAUACCCGGGUCCUAGCGUACACACGACAGAUACACAAGCACACACACAUAUACACACACAGGGUUUCAAAGAAAACAAACCUUUUUCUGUUUUUGAAGAUUGUCGGCACCUAUCUCUGUAGCACUUUGAAGUGAUGCAAUACUGUAUUUAUAAUUUAUGAUUGAUUUGCACAUCAUGGUGAUGGUAGACUGACUAGACUCUUUAGACACCUGUUGUCCAUGUAGAGAGAGACAGAGCAAAAAAAGAGAGGCAAUCAGUGAAAAACGCAAUACUUUGUACACAUCUGUGUGGUAAUCGUCUAUUUGUCUGUCUGUCAGUCUGUCUGCCUCUCUGCGUCAGUCCAUCCGUCUAGACUGUCUCUCUGUCUGGUCGAUGCUCUUUACCCAUCAUGGCAAUAUCAAUCCUCCACAUUUAUAUUAAAAAAACAAAAAAACUUUCCCUCAAUUUUAUUGUGGAAUGAAUGAUCUGUACAUUUAUUUAUUUAUUACUGAAGAUCCACUGUUGAAUAAAACAUGUUCUUAAUUAA
Messenger RNA from Cottoperca gobio, 4113 nucleotides. It is a transcript of the gene dusp4, whose product is annotated as dual specificity phosphatase 4. NCBI's taxonomy places the organism in Eukaryota, Metazoa, Chordata, Actinopteri, Perciformes, Bovichtidae. The transcript has 4 exons. Gene Ontology annotation, cellular component: nucleus; cytoplasm. Gene Ontology annotation, biological process: negative regulation of MAPK cascade; endoderm formation; protein dephosphorylation. The record is from RefSeq and is a predicted model, not a curated record. The coding region runs from base 307 to 1413 and encodes 368 amino acids. Gene Ontology annotation, molecular function: MAP kinase tyrosine/serine/threonine phosphatase activity.